Bacillus rossius redtenbacheri is the source of this 2755-nucleotide messenger RNA. It is a transcript of the gene Lerp, whose product is annotated as cation-independent mannose-6-phosphate receptor. The transcript is spliced from 15 exons. NCBI's taxonomy places the organism in Eukaryota, Metazoa, Arthropoda, Insecta, Phasmatodea, Bacillidae. The coding region runs from base 149 to 2674 and encodes 841 amino acids. The record is from RefSeq and is a predicted model, not a curated record. Gene Ontology annotation, molecular function: signaling receptor activity; D-mannose binding. Gene Ontology annotation, biological process: lysosomal transport.
UCACUAGACUAGAAAAAGCGUUACAUGAAUCUGUGGUAUUAUUAUGUUAAACGGUCAAGUGGAGCGAAAGGAAGUGUGUGGGUUUGAAUGAGGAUGUUUGGAACUAUUGUAGUUAAAUUAAUGUAGUGAUAUAUUUUGUUUGAAAAUCAUGCACGGGAACUGUAUUUCUGGUUUAGUGCACCUUUGUUUUUUUAUAACAUUAUGUCUACUUACAUUAACCUUCAAAGUUGCCGGUACUAAUUUACCGCCUUCGUGUAAGUUCAAUGUGUCACAGAAUGGUCACACCCGGCAGUUUGACUUGUCGAGCUUGUCAAAGCAAGGCGUGUGGCAGGCGCAGGUGAACAGCAGUACGUACGUGUUGGUGUCCAUGUGCGGCCACUUGGAUGCGGCAAAUGCGGACAAGUGCCCCGACACGGGGGCGGCUGUGUGCCUGACCAGCCGAGCAGGUGGAAACUGGACACCCCUCGUACCAAAUGCCGGUCGCACUCCGCUUGUGGGUAAUACGUUAAAUGAAAGUAGUAAUGACUUCAGCAUAAACUUUGUUGGAGGACAGAUGUGCAAAGACUCUAAAAACUUCAGUACAACUAUAUUCUUCACUUGCAGUCAGGCGGAGGAGCUGGUGUACUUGUCCACCGCCCAGGACGAGUGCACCUUGGUUCUCUUCUGGAGCACGAUGGCGGCGUGCGUGUCCAACCAGGAGGCGGUGGACAGUUGCGUGCUGCGCAGCGGCGCCGGGAGCUUCGACCUGCGCCCGCUCCACCGGCCCGCGGGCUACGCCGUGCGGUCCGCCGCCGGGCACCAGUUCGAGCUGGGCCUCUGCAUGGCCGGGCCGGGCGGGCGCUGCCUGAACGGCAGCGUCGCCGCCUGCGAGGUCUCCGGCGGCUCCCGGGAGCUGCUCGGGCUCUUCGGCAAGCACUUGCUGGAGUACUCCCCCGGGGGCGGCUUGAAGCUCGUCUACAAGACUGAUCACAGCGGUAGUCACAAGAAAACGGAAAUCAGCCUAACUUGUAAUUACAGUGCGAUGACAGUCGCACCAGUAUUCUUAGGUGCUGAAGACAAUGUGUACAAGUUUGAAAUUGAAACAUGGGCGGCGUGCGUGCAGUGGCCAGUGGAAUGCCACACGUAUGACACACAAGGUAACAAGUACGACCUGAAGGACUUGCAGAAACAUGUAGGCAACUGGGAGAUUCCUGGGGAUGAAACGGGCAAGAAGUUCGUCAUAAACGUAUGCGCCGCUGUUAACCUGGAUGCCAGUCAUAAGAUGAAAGGGGCUGGUGCUGCUGCAUGCAGCACCAACGCCACAGGGUCAAGGUUGUGUUCCAGCCUGGGCACAUUGAGCACUGGCCCUGUCAAGGCAGACCAAGGUCCUUUGGUACUGCACUAUACUGGUGGUUCUCCAUGUCAUAAUGGUUCCUUGAGAUAUAAGACUGAAAUCUCUUUUGUGUGUGCAAGAUUUGAAAAAGGUCCAGAGUUCCUGUCAAAAUCCAAUGAUUGCGUGUAUUCAUUUUUAUGGGAAACUCCUUCAGCUUGUCCAAUCAAGUAUGCAGUUGGGAAGCAGUGCGUGGUGACUGAACCCACCUACAACACGCACUUUGAUCUCCGACCACUGCACAACACACGGCAGGACUACUCGGUACACUUGGACGACGGAAGCUUCUCCCUAAACGUGUGUGGUCCGUUGAAGGAACCCUGUGGCGGCUUCCGAAAUGCCAGCGUGUGUUUGAGAACAGGAAAUAAAGAGAUUCCUAUUGGCUGGGCAAGUGACAGUCUCCACUACGUGGAUGGACGGGUGGCUUUCGAGCUCCACGGAGCAGAAUGCAAGCCGGGCAACAAGAGCACCGUGCACAUCAUCAUGCUGUGCGACUACAGUGUGGAGUCGGUAGCUGAGCCCGUGGAAUACCUGUCCACCGAUCAGCUGUGCACGUUCUUCUUUGUGUGGCACUCUCGGGAGACGUGCUUCCCGAGCAGGGAAGUGGACUGCAGGGCGACGGACGAGAACGGGACCGUCUACGACCUCUCGCCCCUGUCGCUGGCGUCCAGCAACCACGUGUUCCUGCACCGGGACGCCGCUGGCCGGAGCAAGUUCACCAUCAACGUGUGCCGCUCCGUGGUGGUCGGCUACGGCACAGUGUGCAGCCCGGGCUCGGCCGUCUGCAUGGAGAACGUUUCCCAGCCCGGCAGCCACAACAACUUGGUGAAUGUUGGUGAAGUGACAGACCCACCCAAGUUUGAGAAUGGCUUGCUGGUACUGAGAUACAUGGGGGGUGACAUCUGCAGGGAUAGUGGCCCGCCAGUAAUGUCGUCUUCCAUCGUUUUCGUGUGUGAUCCAUCUGCUGUAGAAACUUCCCCAGUUCUGGAAAAAAUAAAAAACUGCCAUUAUAGUUUCUCGUGGCGCACGGACGUGGCUUGCCCGCAGCGGAAACAACAAGAGCCAAUUCCAGAAGACAGGCAGGCUGCUCAGGCCAGUGACUGCAUUGCAGUGAAUCCCGCCACAAAGUUCAGAUUUGAUCUUUCCCCUCUGAAGAACAUAAUAUAUACAACAUAUCUGUCUGUGGUGGACUACCUGCUGAGGUUUGCGGAGAAGGUGUUGGGGUGUGCCAGGUCGGUGGGAGCAGGACGGUGUCGCUGGGCGCCGGCAACAGCCGCCUGUCGUACGAUGGCAUGCUGCACUUGAACUACACGGGCGGCGACGCCUGCCUCGGUGGCGCCGGCAGGAGGAACGCCUGGCUGCAGUUCGUGUGCGGGCCGGAGGGGU